AUGCUACCAAAAGAAGAUAGAUUUAAUUCAAAGAACUCUAAAGGAACUAAUGAAGCAGAAAACCAAGCAACAUCAUUCUAUAAGCGGUUUUCAUCAUCAAUUAUACCGCCACUUUCAUUUUUGAGCCAAGGAACAAUUUCACCUAAUAAUGAAGAGGUAGCCAACGAUGAUAAUGCUCAUAAAGAUGAAAAGACAUUUAGCGACGAUGAAGACAUUGCUCAUCCCAUCGGAAGUGUGGGGUCUCUGAAUAACUUUGUAAGUUUCUUAUACGCUGGUAUGGGCAAAUUGAGCGAAAUAAAAGGAAAUGAUGCAAGUAAUGCAAAUGACACAAAUGAUGCAUCUGAUGUGGGAGCUCUGAAGCUCAAUGACAAAUUCACAGAGGCAAGAAAUAGACAAGUUAAUGAACCAUAUCGAGGUGAGUACAAAAUUGACUAUGAUAUUAACGAGAGCGAAGAAGGAGAUGUUGAGAGCGCUGAAGAUGAAAACACUCUAAAACCGAAGACAGAAGAUGUAACUCCAAAUACUGGAUUAGAUCCAGAGGAGCACUUGGAAAAGGUAUCUGAUAUGUUUUUUGAUGAUAAGGACGAACCAACAACCGCUUUGGCAUCGGAUCCUUCUAAGGGUACUGUAUUACAACAGUCAGUUUUGAAAAACUUCGAUCCUUUUCUAAUUGAACAAACCGAGUUGUUGAAAUUAAAAGACAUUAAACUAUCCACAGAUGAAGAUGAGUCUGAUGCGUAUAAAAUCAAAAAGAAAUUCUUCAGGUUAAAAGUAGCGGAUAAGUUGAAACGGGUAUUUGAAUUGAGUGAUGAUGACUAUUUUUACGGUAAUUAUAGCGUAUGGCUUGUUAGAGAUGUCUUAUUACAAGGUCAUAUAUAUUUGACAAAAGAAAGCAUCCUUUUCUUUACGUUUCUUCCAAAAAGACAGAAUACGAUAAAUGCAUCAAAUGGUGCUGCAGGUGGAUUCCAGCACCAUGAUGACUCCCAUGAUGUGAUUCAGUCAGGAUCUUUGGGUAUGAAAACAGCAUUAUAUGGGGAUACAGUAUUCAGUACCCCGCUUACUCAUAGGUUUUGGGUCAUUUUGAGGAAUGAAACCAUAACAGUUUAUAAUUCUCCAACAGACUUGUAUUUUCCAAUUACUCUAAUUGACUUAAAAUCAUGUAUUAGUGCAGAAGUUAUUGAAAAAGGAAAAAACGAGAGUAGCACUUCUUCAAGACCCGAGUUAUGUCGUAAUGAUUCACUGGAGAAUUCUUCAGGUGAUGAGGAAGCUGAAUUUUCUAAUAUGUUACAUUCUAAUUAUCAAUUGGAAGAUAAUACUGAAAAUUUGAGCGGUGGCUUCUGGUUUAAAGUUGUGACAAAAAAGAAGACUCAUAAAUUCCAUUCGGAUAGCUUAUACUCAGCCAGGCAAUGGGUUAAUAAUAUAGUGAAGGUUGUUUUUCAGUUGCAUAAUUCAAAUUCGAAUAAUGAAGUCAUUAUGAAGAUCCCUAUAAAUAAUAUAAUUAGCUUCGAUAUCAAUGAAGUUUUUGGUGCUUCUGAAAGAACUUCAGAAUCCAAUGAUGAAAAGCCAAAAGUUUUAAAUGUGAAACAUAUAGAAAAUGAAGCAAAAGCGAGGAAUCCGUUACUGGCAAGUAGGAUGAAAAAUGAAUUGAAAAAUAAAACAAGGAAGAAAAUGAAAAGAACUUCCGUCGGCGAAGCUGAUGAUUUACUAUCGGAAAAUACUUAUUUUCUAUUGUUUAAGAACGGUGAUGAAGUAUUCAACACACUUAAUGAAAUCGUCAGUGAAAAUAAAGAUGCAAAUACAUUUCCUAAUAAGCGAAGUAGUAUAAUUAGCACAUUCAAUAAUGAGAAAGGAUCCAGCUGGACUAGACCUAAAUCUUUCGCUCACAGAGGCGAAGAAAUCAAAACACCGAGAGCUAUCUCCACCCUUACCACAGACCAUUAUCAGAAUAGUAUUAUCGAUCAAAUCGAAGAAGCGAGUCAUAGAAAAACUGCAAAUGCAGAGUUGGCAUCACCUCGAUCAGAAUGUGGCCUGACAAAUUCAGUUUUAUCACUGCCACAAUCGAAGAUAAAGAAAUUUGGUAAAACACUAAUAGCUCCAUCAAGGAUAUUUUCGAAUAAAAGUAGAUCAGGUUCUGAAAAAUCAACACCAGAUCGCUCUGGAACUACUUCUCCAGUUCAAGGAAUCAAUUUAUCAUUAUCAGGCUUGAAAGAUUUAAAUAUGGCUUUUGAGGCUUCGCAGAAAAAUUACGAAGUUGGUUCUACUAGAUUCAGCCAUACGGACAACAAUAAUGCUGAUAAUAUAUCUAGUUUUGAAUAUAAUACAUUAUCAAAAGCAGAAGCAUUGUCUCCUCAAAUUAGAUCUCCCCAUCCUAUUGAAGCAGGCCCAUUGAAUCUCACUGACCCCUCUGAAUUUGAAGACAAUAGAAAAAAAAAUAAUACAUUAUCAUCAAUCGGGAAAAGUAUUAAAGCUAUGUCAUCAAUAAAGAGUAAGUUGGCCGCUGUUAACCAUUAUGAGGAGUUGUAUGAAAAUGAUCCUUAUUUUAUACGUGAUAUCUCGGCCAGGGAGGUUGAUACUAAGCACUUCCAAGAGCGCUUUUCCUUUAAUAACAAAAAGCAGUUAAUAGCUUCUUACCAUUGUCAUAUCAUUAGAGCGGUUCCUGUGUUUGGUAAAGUGUACUUAGGUGAUAGUGAAAUAUGCUUUAGAAGUAUGCUACCUGGAGUUUCAACAAAAAUGAUUUUACCAUUAAUUGACGUAGAUACUUGCUAUGAGGAGAAAGGAUCAAAUAUAGCUUAUUCUGGUUUGGUAAUAGUUAUUCGUGGAUAUGAUGAGCUAUUAAUGGAAUUCAGUGUUCAAAAAGCUAGAGAUGACUGCUUGGCUAUGAUAUUGCGUCAAUUAGAAAAAAACCAUGGACCUGGAGAUGAGUCUUCGAGUAAUAAUAAAAACUCUGAAGAUGAUGAUCAAUGUCUUCAAAAACUUCCCUCUUCUACCGAUACCACUAAGUCGUUAGCCGGUAUCAAGUUAGCGCAGUGGAGAAUUGAGAACGCAAGGCUAAAGCUAUUCGAGGACAAGAUCAAUGCUGCGGCUGGUCUUCAUGUCCCAAUUAUUUUAGAGGACUCUCCCUUCUAUAAGACGGAGAUACGACCUUCUACAUCCUUUAAUUUUACAUUAUUGACUAUUGGGUCUCGGGGUGACGUACAACCUUAUAUAGCAUUAGCUAAAGGGCUAUUAGCCGAGGGUCAUAAUGUUACAAUUGCAACACACUCUGACUUUGAAGAAUGGAUUAUAGGGCAUGGAAUUAAAUUUAAAACUAUUGCGGGCAAUCCAGUUGAAUUGAUGUCAUUGAUGGUAAGUCAUGGGUCAAUGUCCCUCUCAUUUCUUAAAGAGGCAAGUUCUAAAUUCAGAGGUUGGAUUCAAGACUUAUUGGACACCAGUUGGAAGGCUUGUCAAGGAAGUGAUAUUUUGAUUGAAAGUCCUUCAGCAAUGGUUGGUGCUCAUAUUGCAGAAGCUUUGGGCAUUCCUUAUAUGAGAGCGUUUACGAUGCCUUGGACGAGGACUAGAGCAUACCCCCAUGCGUUUAUUGUGCCUGAUAAGAAGAAAGGCGGAUCCUAUAAUUACAUUACACAUUUAAUGUUUGAGACGGUUCUUUGGAAAGGAAUCAGUGGUCAAGUUAAUAAAUGGCGGAGGGAACAGUUGGGAAUACCAAGAACUAAUUUAUACAGACUUGCUCAAUAUGACAUACCUUUUUUGUAUAAUAUAUCGCCUAUAAUUUUCCCACCUUCUGUUGAUUUUCCAGAUUGGGUUAAAGUUACAGGAUACUGGUUUUUAGAUGAAGGAUCUGCUGAAGAUUUUAAUCCUCCUAAAGAAUUAGUUGAUUUUAUGAAUAAUGCAAAGGAGGACAGCAAAAAAAUUGUUUACAUCGGAUUUGGUUCUAUCGUUGUUAAAGAUGCCAAGAGUCUUACAAAGGCCAUAGUUGAAGCCGUUUUAGAAGCGGACGUUCGCUGUAUCUUGAACAAAGGUUGGUCGGACAGGAAAUCCAGUCCGAAAAAGGAUGAUGCAGAACCAGAAAUUGAACUACCAGAGGAAAUUUAUAACUCGGGUUCUAUUCCACAUGAUUGGUUAUUUCCAAAAAUAGAUGCAGCUGUUCAUCAUGGUGGAUCUGGAACAACUGGUGCAACUAUGAGAGCCGGUAUUCCUACAAUAAUCAAACCUUUCUUUGGUGAUCAAUUCUUUUAUUCUUCAAGAAUUGAAGAUAUUGGAGCAGGAAUUGGGUUGAAGAAGUUGAAUGCUCAUUCAUUGAGCACUGCAUUGAAAAAAGCAACGUCGGAUGCAAAAAUGAAUUUGAAGGCAAAGAAAAUCAGUGAAAGAUUGAAACAAGAAAAUGGUGUUUUAAAUGCAAUUGAGGCUAUCUAUUAUGAACUAGAAUAUGCAAGAAACUUAAUAACCGCCAAGCAGCAUGAAAAUGCAAAGCAUGACAUCAAAUCGGGUGUCCAGACGCCCGUUGUUAAUGAAACACUCGACGAAUAUUUCGACAGUGACGCAUAUGACACAGACUUUGAGUCGGACCACGAGUCACCGAAUGAAACCUACCAACAAGAUAAUGAUGAAGAUUAUAAUACUAAUGACGAUAAUACUACUGAAAUUGAAGAACCUAGUCUUAUGGAUGAUAACGAUACUGUAAGAAUCGCACCUGAUACCGGAAAUGAUACUACUACCUUAACAGACGUUAACAAAGAAGUGUUUAAUGUAAGUGCUUCGUAG
This is a messenger RNA of Debaryomyces fabryi, 4758 nucleotides long. It is a transcript of the gene UGT51C1, whose product is annotated as Ugt51c1p. The coding region runs from base 1 to 4758 and encodes 1585 amino acids. Gene Ontology annotation, biological process: carbohydrate metabolic process. NCBI's taxonomy places the organism in Eukaryota, Fungi, Ascomycota, Pichiomycetes, Serinales, Debaryomycetaceae. The transcript has a single exon. Gene Ontology annotation, molecular function: hexosyltransferase activity; UDP-glycosyltransferase activity. The record is from RefSeq and is a predicted model, not a curated record.